This is a messenger RNA of Gossypium arboreum, 1812 nucleotides long. RefSeq lists its product as uncharacterized. Gene Ontology annotation, molecular function: nucleic acid binding. The transcript is spliced from 8 exons. The record is from RefSeq and is a predicted model, not a curated record. Bases 1 to 1812 code for a protein of 603 amino acids. NCBI's taxonomy places the organism in Eukaryota, Viridiplantae, Streptophyta, Magnoliopsida, Malvales, Malvaceae.
AUGAGGCGAGGUCAGAGAGCACCUGGUAGAGGUGCUGGGGUGACUGAGGUGGGGCAGCCUGCACUUGUCUAUACUGCACGUCGCCGUAAGGAUGGAGAUGCUUUGGACGUCAUCACGGGUACGUUUUUUAUUCUUAAUGUACCUUAUGUUGCACUGAUAGACGUAGGCUUUACGCAUUCUUAUGUUGCAUGUUCUGUGUCUGAGACCUUGGGGAUUUCGCAUGAGAGUACUUCUAGUGUGAUUUCUGUGUUCGACUUAAUUCUUGGUAUAGACUGGUCGGUAAAGCAUCGUGUAACUUUGGGUUGUGCUGAAAAGAGGGUGGUUCUGAGGACCGAGAAGGAUAAUGAGGUAGUCAUGAUUGGAGAACGCCGAAAUCAUCUGAGCAAUGUGAUAUCUGCAUUAGUGGCAGAGAAGCUGGUGAGGAAAGGAUGUGAGGCAUUUUUGGCCUACAUCAGUGUCUCGGAUUCUGUGGACUUAUCAGUUAAGGACAUCCGUACUAUGAGGGACUUUCUAGAUGUAUUUCCAGAGAAAUUACCAGGAUUACCUCCGAGCCGUGAGGUAGAAUUUGGGAUUGAGUUGAUUCUUGGUAUAGCUUCAUCUGAGGACGAGUACGACGAGCAUUUAAGAGUGGUUCUGCAGAUCCUUCGUGAGAAACAGUUGUAUCUAAAGAAUGUGUCGAAGAUCCGUAGUGCUUUGGGACUGGCAGGAUAUUAUCGAUGUUUCGUAGAGGGGUUUUCAUUGAUUGCAGCACCGUUAACUAAGCUGUUGUGCAAAGGAGUUCAUUUUGUUUGGAUUGACGCACAGCAGGAGAGCUUCGAGAAACUCAAAACAGUAUUGACUCAGGCUCCAGUUCUGAUACAGCCUGAGUUUGGUAAAGACUUCGUGGUUUACAGUGAUGCGUCAUAUGUGGGUUUGGGUUGCAUCUUGAUACAAGACGGUAAGGACUACGACUGCAGUAUUGAGUAUCACUCUAGAAAGACCAAUGUGGUGGCCGAUGCAUUAAGCCGUAGGGCUGUGGCUGAUUUAAGAGCGUUGUUUACUCGACUGAGUCUUUUUGACGAUAGAAGACUCCUGGCUGAGUUACAGGUUAGGCCGACGUGGCUGGGUCAAAUUAAGGAUAAGCAGUUAGGAGAUGAGUCUCUUCGGAUCUGUGUACCUAAUGAUGAGGAUUUGCGAUUGUCAAUUCUGAGAGAAGUGCAUAGUAGUCCUUACGCUAUGAACCCUAGUGGGAACAAGAUGUAUCAAGAUCUCCGAAAGUUGUAUUGUUGGCCAGGGUUAAAGCGUGAAGUUACCAAUUUUGUUGCUUGCUAUAUGACUUGUCAGCAGGUUAAGGCUGAGCAUCAGUUAUCUUCGGAUUUGCUACAGCUGGUUAAGAUACCGAUGACCGUCUCUCUAAAGAAGUUGGCUAAGCUGUAUAUUUCUGAGAUAGUGAGGCUGCAUGGGGUACCUGUCUCGAUCAUUUCAGAUGGGGAUCUUUGUUUCACCUCUUGGUUUUCGGGAAAACUACAGGAGGCUUUGGGCUCCCGUUUUGACUUCAGUACUGCUUUUUAUCCUCAAACAGAUGGACAGUCAAAGAGGCGAGUGGGGCCAGUCGCAUAUCAGUUGGAGUUACCUCCAGAGUUAGAUUGUAUUCAUGACGUAUUCUACGUAUCGAUGUUGAGACGGUGUCGCUCUGAUCCUACUCACAUUGUGCCUGUGGAGGAGAUUGAGGUUAGACCAGAUCUGACAUUCGAGGAGGAGCUGGUUCAGGUUUUGGAUCGUGACGUUAAGGUAUUGCAUAGGAAGUCUGCUCCUUUAGUGAAGGUGAUGUAG